AUGAAUAAUUAUACGGAGAAAAUUGAGAUCCUGGAGGAACGAGGUGCGACGACAGGAAACGAUAAUUGUCUAGCGUCGCAGAAUCAGAAAAUUACGACCAGUUAUCCGUCCGACAUGAUUACGAGACACGAGGAACUCAUGGGAAAGAACAUUUCCGAAAAGGAGGUGCUACGUGUUUGUCAAGCUUUGUUAUUGUCCACCUGCGUUCUGUUGUUGAGUUAUCACAGCGUCCUCCAUGGUCGACGUGAGUUCAGUGUCCUGGAAAAUGGUCGGAUCGUUCAGGGGUAUAAGCACAGGGCUGUGAUCACAUUGAGUCUUGGUUAUUCGACACCAUAUUCUUUGGUGUCUUUCUUGGCGACCGGAAUGCUCGCUUAUUCCCUCGUGUCGAAAAAACCAAGAUGGAGCCUUCCAUCGAUAGUCCUCUACCUGGCCGAUGUGGUGCACGAUAUCAGUGGAGCUGUCGUAGCGAUUUGGCUGUUUUUCAACAAGUUUCCAGUACCGUUAGCCACGUCAUACGCGGCAGCAUCGAUACUCUUGAUACUCAGUGAAAUCUGGAUAUGGUUGGGCGUCCUCCGGCUCUACGAGCAGAGAACAUUUAAAUAA
Messenger RNA from Dufourea novaeangliae, 603 nucleotides. RefSeq lists its product as uncharacterized. The record is from RefSeq and is a predicted model, not a curated record. The coding region runs from base 1 to 603 and encodes 200 amino acids. The transcript is spliced from 4 exons. NCBI's taxonomy places the organism in Eukaryota, Metazoa, Arthropoda, Insecta, Hymenoptera, Halictidae.